Messenger RNA from Ylistrum balloti, 1302 nucleotides. Its product is annotated as delta(14)-sterol reductase TM7SF2-like. The transcript is spliced from 7 exons. Gene Ontology annotation, cellular component: endoplasmic reticulum membrane; nuclear inner membrane. NCBI's taxonomy places the organism in Eukaryota, Metazoa, Mollusca, Bivalvia, Pectinida, Pectinidae. Gene Ontology annotation, biological process: sterol biosynthetic process. The record is from RefSeq and is a predicted model, not a curated record. Gene Ontology annotation, molecular function: oxidoreductase activity, acting on the CH-CH group of donors, NAD or NADP as acceptor. Bases 1 to 1302 code for a protein of 433 amino acids.
AUGCAGAGACGUCCAUUGCGACCCCACAAAGGGGAACAACACCUGGAGCCAAAUACAAAUGAUGACAAGGAGUAUUAUCAGUAUGGGGGGCCAAAAGGGGCAUUUUUUACCAGUGUUUGUUUUGUAGGACUGACAUAUAUAGUGGUGGAAAAGAUUCAGUCAGGUAAAUGGCAGUUGUUAAGACUACCAGAGUUUUCUGGUAACAUUAGGGACUGGCUGGAUCCUGGAGCAGCAGCUUUGUUCCUUGGCUGGCUUGGGGCACAGUUUGUCCUCUACCUCCUUCCAAUAGGAGGACCCAUUGAGCUAGGGGCACCCACUAAAGACAAUGGUCGUAAACUGGCUUACAGACUCAAUGGCUUUUUUGUUUUUAUGCUGAAUAUGAUAUGUUUGUCGGUUUUUGCAUACGUUGGGCUUCGCAUUACAAUCCUAACACAGAUGGCACUACAAAUGCUGACCACUGGAAUUCUGACUUUCUUUCUUCUAAGCAUCAUCCUCUACAUUAAAGCUAUGACUCUGAGGCCUCGGGACCGCAGCCCUUGUGGUCAGACAGCAAGCACCUAUUACAAUUGGUUUAUUGGUGCGGAAUUACAUCCACGGUUUGGAUUCCUCGACUUAAAAAUGGUACUCUUUCGUAGCGGGAUCAUCGGUUGGAUGAUUUUCAACUUGGUAAAUAUUGUGGAUGCGUCAGAGGCUGGUCACCUUACUCCCUCCCUUCUACUGGUCAGUGGCCUACAGCUUGUGUAUGUAAUGGACACAUUUUGGUUUGAAGCUGGAAUGUUAGUAUCCAGAGACAUUAUACAUGAAGCUUUAGGGUUCAACCUCCUCAGUCUUUUUUUGAUGAUUCCAUUUACAUUUUGUGUACAGACACGAUACCUAGCAACAACAGGAUUCACUCUCCCAUGGUACUGCCUCAUCACGAUCCUAGGAUUGAACUUAACUGGAUACUGGAUAUUAAGGGGAAGUAACUCUGAAAAAAAUAACUUUAGACGAAAUCCAAAAGAUCCUGCUUUUGCAAAUUAUCAGACUCUACCUACCAGAAUAAAGGGUAAAAGCCUGCUUGUGUCUGGGUGGUGGGGUUUAAGCAGACACCCAAACUACUUUGGAGAUAUUCUCAUUUCCUUUAGCUUCGCCUUACCAACCGGUUUUGGUUAUUUUCUACCUUAUCUAAACCCAUUGUUUUUGGUGAUGAUGUUGGUGGAUCGUGAGCGAACUGAUGGAGCAGAGUGUAGACAACGUUAUGGCGAUGUGUGGGAUAAAUAUUGCGAAAAAGUCAAAUACAGAAUAAUCCCUUAUGUCUAUUGA